This is a messenger RNA of Durio zibethinus, 5139 nucleotides long. RefSeq names its product MAP3K epsilon protein kinase 1-like. The record is from RefSeq and is a predicted model, not a curated record. Gene Ontology annotation, molecular function: ATP binding; protein kinase activity. Gene Ontology annotation, biological process: protein phosphorylation. Lineage: Eukaryota; Viridiplantae; Streptophyta; Magnoliopsida; Malvales; Malvaceae.
UAUCAAUAAAUUUUAAUAAUCAUUCAAUUUAAUACCGUAAGAAAAAUAAUACUCCAUAAUGAUGUACUACAAAUAUUAUUCCACCUUCAAUUCCACACCCACAUCAACAGUAUUAGAAGUCGCCCAAUUGGUCAUCCUUUCGCUUUCAUCCGUUUCCUUUCCUUUUCCUUUCUUCUUUUUUUCCUUUUGCCUCUCGCAGGAGCUCUGGCCUUGUCGCUGGAUUCCCGCGAUUCUAAAACCUAAAAUUUGUCGUCAAAAGAUGGAGCAUUUCUUCUUCUAGGGUUUCUUUUAAAGACCCAUCGACUGCUUUUGUUCCUCAUUUCCGGAAAAAAGAAAAACAAAGAGGAGGAAGAAGACGAACAAUACACACUCUGAGCAAUGUCUCGCCAAGCAGCUUCUUCCGCUUUCCACAAAUCCAAAACUCUCGACAAUAAAUACAUGCUUGGAGAUGAAAUCGGAAAAGGUGCAUAUGGACGUGUUUAUAAAGGUUUAGAUUUGGAGAAUGGAGACUUUGUUGCAAUUAAACAAGUAUCUUUGGAGAAUAUAGCACAGGAGGAUCUCAAUAUUAUAAUGCAAGAGAUUGAUUUAUUGAAGAAUUUGAACCAUAAAAACAUUGUGAAGUAUCUUGGAUCAUUGAAGACAAAGACUCAUCUGCAUAUAGUUCUUGAGUAUGUGGAGAAUGGUUCGCUUGCAAACAUCAUCAAGCCAAAUAAAUUUGGGCCUUUUCCAGAAUCAUUGGUGGCUGUUUAUAUUGCUCAGGUUUUAGAAGGCUUGGUUUAUCUACAUGAACAGGGUGUUAUCCAUCGUGAUAUUAAGGGUGCAAAUAUUUUGACAACUAAAGAGGGUCUUGUGAAACUUGCUGAUUUUGGUGUUGCAACCAAACUAACUGAGGCUGAUGUUAACACACACUCAGUUGUUGGAACACCAUAUUGGAUGGCCCCAGAGGUGAUUGAAAUGUCAGGAGUUUGUGCUGCUUCUGAUAUUUGGAGUGUUGGCUGUACUGUGAUCGAACUGCUUACAUGUGUGCCUCCGUACUAUGAUCUGCAGCCUAUGCCAGCUCUCUUUCGGAUUGUGCAGGAUGAGCAUCCACCAAUACCUGAUAGCCUAUCUCCAGACAUUACUGACUUUCUGCGCCAGUGCUUUAAGAAGGAUGCCAGACAGAGGCCUGAUGCAAAAACACUGCUUUCUCAUCCUUGGAUACGAAAUAGCAGACGUGCUUUGCAGUCUUCUCUGCGGCACAGUGGAACCAUUAGAAACAUUUCGGAAGAUGUUGCAGCAGAUGCAGAAAGCUCUAUUGGAGAUAAUCAGAGUGCUGGAGAGAGCCUUCCUUUGGAGAAAGUGGAGGCAUCUGAAAUGAGCUCCAGGAAAGAGCUAUUAUCAGCAGAGGUCACUGAUCGAAGCAAGUAUGAUCAUGAUCAUGAUCAUUCUGCAGAUAAUAAUCUUCUUGAAGAAAGAAUAAAUAAUUUAGACGAUGAUCUACCGUCAGAUCAAGUUCCAACCUUAGCCAUUCAUGAGAAAUCAUCAUUACAUAGUAGUUUGGGUAGACUACCUGUAAAGAAUGGAGUGGAUGACCUUGGUUCUGCUCAGCUUCAUGAGAUGUCUCAUCAAGAUGAAGUUAUGUUGAAUGGUGAUGUUGGAUCUCCUGAAUCAAGAAGGAAACAUUUGGAAAAAAGACAUGGAGGCAAAGGAAGUUCAAUUGAUACUGAGAAUAAAUCAUUUGGCUUUGGACCUAUAACUCAGGAUGCCAGUCUGCAUAAGGCUGUAAAAGCUUCAGUGACCUCAACUGGGAAUGAGCUAAGUAGAUUUAGUGACCCUCCUGGAGAUGCUUCCUUGGAUGACUUGUUUCAUCCGUUGGAUAGAAACCUGGAGGAAAGAGCAGCUGAAGCUUCAACAUCUGCAUCUACAUCAAAUGUGAACCAGGCUACUCUGCCUGAUACUGGAAAAAAUGACCUAGCUAAGAAAUUAAGGGAUACAAUUGCUAAAAAACAAAUGGAAGAGGAAAUGGGGCAGUCAAAUGGAGGUGGUAACCUGCUUCGCUUAAUGAUGGGUGUUUUGAAGGAUGACGUAAUUGACAUUGAUGGUUUGGUUUUUGAUGAAAAGUUACCCGCCGAGAACCUAUUUCCCCUACAGGCUGUUGAGUUUAGCAGAUUAGUUGGCUCACUAAGACCAGAGGAGUCAGAGGAUGCAAUUGUAACUGCCAGCCAGAAACUCGUAGCAAUCUUCCACCAGCGUCCUGAACAAAAAAUUGUUUUUGUUACCCAGCAUGGUUUGCUGCCUCUAAUGGAUUUGCUUGAUGUCCCAAGAACUCGUGUUAUAUGUUCUGUGCUUCAACUUAUUAAUCAGAUUGUAAAAGAUAACACUGAUUUCCAGAAGAAUGCUUGUCUUGUGGGCUUGAUUCCUUUGGUUAUGAGUUUUGCGGGGCCCGAUCGUCCUCGAGAAAUUCGGAUGGAAGCAGCUUGUUUCUUGCAGCAGCUUUGUCAGUCAAGCUCCUUGACUUUGCAGAUGUUCAUAGCUUGCUGUGGAAUCCCUGUUUUAGUUGGCUUUUUAGAGGCUGAUUAUGCCAAGUACAGGGAAAUGGUUCAUCUAGCAAUUGAUGGCAUGUGGCAGGUCUUCAAGCUUCAGCGAUCAACCCCAAGGAAUGAUUUCUGUCGAAUAGCUGCUAAGAAUGGGAUAUUGCUGAGGCUUAUUAAUACUCUGUAUAGUUUAAAUGAGGCAACUCGACUUGCAACCAUAUCUGUUGUGGGUGGAUUUUCAGUAGAUGGUUCAGCUCAACGGCAACGUUCUGGUCCAUUAGAUUCCAAUCAUCCUCUGUUUGCUCAGAAUGAGACUCCACUCUCUCUAACUGAUCAAUCUGAUGUUCAUAAAGUUAGGCAUGGAAUUACUGAACAUUCCUUUCCAACUGUAGCACAAGAACCUUCACGAGCUUCAACUUCACAUUCUCAGAGGUCAGAUACCAAUCUGCCAGAUUCACGUUAUCUUGCUGUUGACAGUGACAGACCUCAAUCUAGCAAUGGAGCAUUGGAUGUAUCAGUCGGUACUAAAUUGGCAGAUUUGACAUCCCUAGAAAAAGUUACAAACAUAGCCACCAAGGAAUCUUCAACCUUUUCCAAAGAGCGAGAAAACUUGGAUCGAUGGAAACUUGAUCAUGCUAGAGCAGAGAUUGACCUCAUACAGCAGAAAAUAAGUAACUCUGUGAGCAGGACAUCUACAGACAGACCUCCCAAAUCGAUAGAAGGUAUGUCAAAUGGAUUUCCCACUUCAAUAACUACCCAGGCAGAGCAAGUUCGCCCACUGCUUAGCUUAUUGGAGAAAGAACCUCCUUCUAGACAUUUCUCUGGUCAAUUGGAGUAUGUACGCCACCUGUCAGGAUUUGAGAGACAUGAAAGCAUACUGCCUCUGCUACAUGCUAAUGACAGGAAAACCAAUGGUGAACUAGAUUUCUUGAUGGCUGAAUUUGCAGAGGUCUCUGGCCGUGGAAGAGAAAAUGGAAUUGUUGAAUCUACACCUAGAAUUCCACAUAAAACAGUGAAUAAGAAAGUCGGGCAACUGGCAUUUAAUGAAGGAGCAGCAUCCACAUCUGGUAUAGCUUCUCGGACAGCAUCAGGUGUAUUAUCUGGCUCAGGUGUUUUAAAUGCUAGACCAGGAAGCGCGGCAUCAUCGGGGUUACUUUCCAACAUGGUAUCAACAAUGAACGCGGAUGUUGCCAGGGAGUACCUGGAAAAGGUAGCAGACCUACUUCUUGAGUUUGCUCAAGCAGAUACAACUGUUAAGUCCUACAUGUGUAGCCAAAGCUUGCUUAACCGUCUUUUCCAGAUGUUUAAUCGCAUAGAGCCACCUAUUCUUUUAAAGAUACUGAAGUGUAUUAAUCAUUUGUCUACCGACCCAAACUGCUUAGAGAAUCUUCAACGUGCAGAUGCAAUUAAGUAUUUGAUCCCAAAUCUAGAACUCAAAGAUGGGCCUCUUGUAUCCCAAAUACAUCAUGAGGUCCUCAAUGCACUGUUCAACUUGUGCAAGAUAAAUAAGAGGAGACAGGAACAAGCAGCAGAAAAUGGAAUUAUUCCACACUUGAUGAAUUUUAUCGUGUCAGAUUCUCCCUUAAGACCACAUGCAUUGCCGCUACUAUGUGACAUGGCUCAUGCAUCACGUAAUUCAAGGGAACAGUUGAGGGCCCAUGGUGGAUUAGAUGUGUACUUGAGUUUGCUUGAUGAUGAGCUAUGGUCUGUGACGGCAUUAGAUUCAAUUGCUGUUUGCUUGGCUCAUGACAAUGACAAUCGCAAGGUGGAACAAGCUUUGCUGAAGAAGGAAGCAGUUCAGAGAUUGGUGAAGUUUUUCCAAUGUUGUCCAGAGCAACAUUUUGUCCACAUAUUGGAGCCAUUCUUGAAAAUUAUCACGAAAUCAUCCCAAAUAAACACAACAUUAGCUGUUACUGGUUUGACGCCACUGCUAAUCUCAAGGUUGGAUCAUCAGGAUGCUAUUGCUCGUCUUAAUCUACUUAAAUUAAUUAAGGCUGUUUAUGAGCACCACCCACGACCAAAGCAAUUAAUCGUGGAGAAUGAUUUACCGCAGAAGCUUCAGAAUCUAAUUGAAGAACGCAGAGAUGGGCAGCGUUCUGGAGGCCAAGUGUUGGUGAAACAAAUGGCUACUUCGUUGCUCAAAGCCCUUCAUAUUAACACUGUCCUGUAAAUUUAUGUGUCUAUCUUGUCCUCCCUGUUACGUAUAUUUUGAUUCUUUAGGAAGGAAUGAUUUCUCCUUUUCUUCUUUUGAUUAUUUUUCCCCGGUUCCCUGAUUUUCUCAUCUCUCACAUCAAUGAUGUGGAGGCAACCGCAUAUAGGAAACGCAUUUGAUGCUGUCUGUUUGCUGCCUAGAUUGUUUUCUUAUAUGUAGCUUUCAGUUUGCUGGUGUUACCCUUUGUCCUGGUUUUUCGGUACUCUCAUUUUUUUUUGUUCUUAGAAAAUGUUCCAAUGAUUUGGUUCCAAUUGUGUUUACAGUAAUAUAAAGCUUUUGAAAUGGUCCUGACAUUGGGAGUCCUACUGAAGAAGUAUCUCGUUUGGAUUGUAAUCCUUGUUACUUAAUUUGCUAAUGCAUGGCAUAGAGAGGAUUAAUGUCGACGUUUAAUACCAGCACCAGUUAUUUCUAGGC